Messenger RNA from Pelagomonas calceolata, 1951 nucleotides. The record is from the annotation of a GenBank genome assembly. Lineage: Eukaryota; Pelagophyceae; Pelagomonadales; Pelagomonadaceae.
GAUAGUACGCCUAACCUCCUAAAUGCAGCUCUCGGACGAGUCCGAUUCCCCGCGGUCGGCGUCGCUGGCUUAAAGUCUGUUCCACUUGCGCGGCGCGUCAUUCGAACGUUCGCUGGAAUGUACACGUACGUCCUGACGGUCGAUCUUUUGUCGAGAGGCGUUCAAUUGGCCCGCCAUGGACAUCACCGAAUAUGCUCUACCGACCGACCGCGGGUUGACACGUGGCGACGGACAACUGGUGGACUUCUUGAGGUGCGUCGCUGCGCUCGCGUGGGUCGGGCGCUCCUCUACCAGCAAUUUGGAGAUCUAUUCGCGGUCGCGUGCCGAUUUAGGGCCUUGCGCAGAGCAGCAGCUUUUGGGCACUCGCAGACCACCGAGACGGGUACCUUUCGAGGCGCGCGCUUUAAGCAUGGCGCGCAUGAGUUCCUAGGACCUCCACACGCGCCUGGUGGCUGCCCCGUGCCGCGCGCGGCGCACGGAGAGCGCGUUAAAACCUUAAUCGGCAUCAGCAUCCCCACCCCUUAAUACGGGGGCGGACACCAACCCCCAAAUUUGCCGUAUCUCUAUAACUAGACGUCUUGGCCGCGGGCGAAUUGAGCCAGAGGGGGCUCCCUACCCCCCUGGGACGUGACCGAAACGGGUAAGCGAAACGAUUAGGUUUGGAAAUUUUAGUGGCCUGCGAAGGUCGCGCCAGUGGCGCUUCGUGCCGCGUCAGGCCACCUUCUGGCAGCCCAUCGGGUACCCGGCCGCACCUACGCAUCCACCCCACGCCAUAGGUGCCCGAGGGCCCCUGGAAGACCAAAAUACCAGCAUGGAAGCGAGUUUUGAUUUUUCAGUCCAGAGGAUAUCCAGAGCCUCUGAAAUACCCGCACGUUAGGCCCCAGAUGGGCAACUUCGCGACCGCGUCUCGCCUCGAAAGUGACCCCUUCCCCCCAUCCCGGUCAGGGGGCGUACACAGGGACCCUAUGGGACCCCUUAGCCAAAAUCGCCCCCGGCCAAGUGGCUGGGAACUCGAAUCUCAAAUUUGGGGUCCGCCCCCGUCCCUUAAUCGAUAAGUCUAGGCCUAGUGGGACUAGUGCUUGUACUCCUAGUCACAUUAGGUCCCGUCAAAUGAGUCGUGCUGUGUCCUUGGGGUUCCCCUGGGGGUCCAAUGUGCCGGAUUUCGAGUUGGGCUAUUACGGAUUUCGAGUUGGCUAUUAGCAGAGAAUUCCCCAAAACCCUGGGUCCGCCCCAGUCCACCGUCCCACGCCAGCCCAGCGCCAGCCCAGCGCCAGCCUAGGGGGGCAUGGUGCAGAUUUUCCGUCACGCCCCGACGCCAAGAUACCAAACGCCGCGCGAACUGUAAGCCGAUUCUAGUGGUCGUCAAAGCUCGAUUAGGCUGCAGCUAAGUUCGCAGCGGCCACACGCGGCAUUGAUAAUUGCUCUCUGUGGUCUCAUAGGUCGUAUUACGAUUAAUAGCGAAAUUCAAGAGCGACUGAUUUGAUGAAGCCGCCAGGAAGAAAGUAAGUCUCACCAAAGUGCAUGCUGGCUUGGCGGGUCAUUUUCAUUUGAGGCUGCAUAUAUCUGCGAGCCGUCUGGCGCUUUACCUAUCACCAGUGAUGCAAUAUGGCCAGCUAACCUUGCCUCAUUAAGGGUGUUAGGACAUUUGCAUUAAACUUGUCAGAACACAACAGCAGAACACCAAUAGAAGGGUAUAGAGCAAGGUACAAGCCGAUUGCGAAGACCAGGCACUGUGUCUUCACAAGGCUUCGGGACAUUCGAGAUGCCUCUAGGGCAGAUUGGCUGAGACCAGGUAAUUGUAAUUGUUUACAGGCCCAACCCAAUCUACAACGAAUGCUCAAAGAAUCUCUUUGGAUACUAGAUAGGUACGCUUUGCUAUUUCUUGUUUUUUUUUUGCUAUACUGGGAAUCCACCGGGCUUUCAAGUAUAAUAAUGGUCUACUAAAUUGCAA